CUGGUGGUUUUCCUCCGGGAUACACACAUUUUCGACGUUAUAUAUUUAUACUUGGCAUAUUUUUAUCCAAGUAGAAAACUUAUUCAUUCUGAUCCUAGUACGGAUUCAUUUUUUCAUUUUCGUACACCGUGAAUCGCGAAUUACGCGCGCACGAAGACGACGCGAUAUCUGUAAAAACGCGUGGACGUUAGGAAUGGUCAGUUACUACGAAUUUCCGAGAGAAUGAAAAGGAAAGAAGGGAAGCGCAUUCAAGGGUCGUAUCGCGCGAGAAAUCGGAGUUACUGCGUAGGUGGUGACUCGGCUGACACCGAUGAGGGUGCUCACGCUCAUGAUGACGAUGACGAUGACGAUGAUGAGCGGUGGUACGUCCUACGUUGACGCUAUAUUGACGUGGGUCGUCGCGUCGGGGUGAUUCGGAAGGACUCGGUUUCUCCUGUUCCACGUAUAGGAUAGAACUGUGUGCGCGAACCGUAUCGGUGUACGACUGUGUACACGAUUUUCACAACGAGUUUUAGGAUAAAUGUAUGCGCGGAUUCUCUCCGGUUGUGUAUAUCGACCUGCCAAACUAUAGCUGCAGAGAGAGAAGAAAAAAAGAGGGACAGAGAGAGUUCACAUUUUCCUCGUGAAUUUUUUCCAUCGUAUCCGGAUUUUCAAUCAUAUGCGAAAACCAAAUUUUCCAUACAUUCCAAAAGUCGUUGGUAAUGAGGCAAUUGAGACGGAAAGUCAUCCCUUAAUCACUACUCCCCAGGUCAUGUAUCGUCGGAUCAGGGAACUGAUGAAAGAAGGGAAAGGUGAUGGAAUUGGGAAGAAAUGCAUGUCCUCCUGAUUCGGAAAGAUUUCAGGUAGAUAAGAAACCGUGACAAUGAGAAGCCUCAUUCACUACGGAGAUGUAAGUGGGCGGGAGUCCUUAAUCCUAGGAAAAAAUUGCAGGGAAUUCGGAGGAACUGCGGCUCCGGUAUUAUGCGCCCACCUUCUCAGCUUUCAUCUCCUUCUUUCCACUCCGGGUGAUAUCAUGCAGCGAUUCUCCAGCCCCUCUUUUCCUCCCACGCUUCCUUCAUUCUCCCUCAAUUUUCCAUCCAUCGCAAACAGCUACACACCAACCGACUACCCUUAGGGUUCGACUUUCCUCAAAGAGACCGCGUGCAAUGCUUGCCUUCCUUCCUUCCUUUCCUUUCCUUUACUCCUCCGCUUUGCAGCAAGUUAUACAGCUAUAUACUUCUGGUGGUCCUGUUAUUUUCUACGGGGCUGAGAACGUUGCGGCUGCGCGGCAGAAAUUGAAAUUUCGAACGGAGGGGAUAAAAGAGAAGGGAUUGCGCAGAAGCAGCGUUGCCAUUUGGUUCGUUGAACCGUAUCGAGGCGCUAGAAACGCUAUGUACGACCCCAGAGGAGCUGGCAACUCAACCCCGAUACCAAACUGGGCGGUCAUUUGAAUCCGAGAUCUUGAACGCGACGGACACGACGAGGUAUAAUAAGCGCGGGGAAAUCCGGAUACCCCGGUACAACCGAUAGACCAGAGAAAAAGAUAUGUCAGAGGGAUAGUAUAAACAACGAAAGCUACGUUUUUUGAUAUAAUCAGGCUCGAUUUCGCUGAAUUUAGUCGUUCUCGCUUUUAGACUCGGAAAGAACGGAAAAUACCUCACCGUUGUCAUCAAUUACGAGAACGAGUACCGUACGACGUAGACACCAAUUUCUUUUCCUGGGGGGGUUUUCGACUCGUCAUUUGAUGACCGUGAAAUAAAUACGGAGAUUCAUCGUCGUCGAGUCAUUAAUUCACUGCAAGCUUUUAUGCAUCGUCAUACAUAUUUUACGGUACGCGGAGCAACUUGGCAUCGUUACAUAAGGAAAAAAAUUAAAGAUUCAAGGGUCACGAACUCCCGCGCAUUAUCGCGAAGUAGAUAAUUGCAAAAAAAACGAAAAGAAAAUAACGAAAAACUAUCAUGGAUGGGAAAGGUAAUUAUGGUACCCGCGAGGCGAUCGACGAAUGGAAUUACGAGACUACGUAAAUUUAGGGGUAGAAUUAUUGAUCGGCGAUUUUCGGGUUCUAUCGAUUGAAAAACGAAAAAGAGAAAAGAUUGAAAAAAGAGGGUGAGAUCUUGGCGUUAAUGAGAAGCCGGUGACCGACCCCGGCUGAGGAAAAUACAUAAUUUUGAAAUCUACAGCUAAGUCCUUGAUUGAAACGAAGACAAGACGAGAUGGAAUCACUUUCUGCACCGGACCCCGGCCAUGACAUGGCCCGAGAAGAAUCCAGAUUAUCUGCCGAAGAAUCGGUGGAAACCGGGCUACCGACAACUCUUGGAUUCGCCGAAGCGGGAAAUCCUCACCGGGAGCCUUCGGAAACCCCGGAACUAAGACCUCCGUCGCCGGCAGUUAAUUCGAAAAAAAGACCCGCACCCGCUGAUUUCUUACCAAUAAAAACGGAAAUAAAAAAAAUGGGCGUCGAAAUAUCGGACGAGCGUGCCGAACAGCUUAAAAACGAUAUCAGGAGACUGUCGCCGGAGGUUGUGAGCCUCAGGGAACGGACAUUGGGCGAAAUAUCGCUCACUCCGGACUCUGCUUUUUUUGAAAUUGAAAAUAUCGAAAAUCAGAAUGCGUGCGAUAAACCAGAAGGGACUUCUCUAUGCGUUAAAGAAACAAUAAACGGCGAAACAAACGCGCCGGACGAAACAUCAACCGUUAAAUCGAUCACGAGCGUAGACGAAUCGGCGAUAAUCGAAGGUGCCGAUAAUUACGAAGGACUAUCGCGAGUUAACGGUGAUAUUGACGAGAGUACGUGGUGGUCAAACACUACGUCGAGUCGCGGUGGUGAAGGUGUUGCACGGUCGUCUGUAAAUUGUGAUUCCGAGGUUGUGCGUGGGAAAGAACUGCAGCUAAUGAUAUCGAGGGACGGUGAUAUCGGUGGUGAUAACGACAGUGUACGCGACGAUGACAUUUGUGUCGACGGUAGGACUGAGCCGGAAACGUCGGGCGAAACUUUAAACCCUGGAAAUAGUGACGAUGAAAUUGUAGUUAAGAAUUCCGUUAAUUCAGACUCUAACGAUGCUCCGACGGUCCCAAAGGCGGUGAUACAGAAACUGGAAGAAGGUGUGGAAAUUGUUUUUAACAGUGUAAAUGUCUCCCAUGUUAUCCAGUCUUCUUUAUCAUCGUCAUCGGCUUCUUCUUCUACUUCUUCUUCUUCCUCCUCCUCCUCCUCCCCGGGUACAAACGGCCUCGCUUUUCUCGCCGUUUAUCCCGAAUCGAGUUCUUGUAGCUCGACGGAAAAUGUUGAGGAUCCUCUCAGGGAUCGGGGGGAUACCGAAACAGAUUCCGACGGUUCAGAGGCCACCUCCAUCCAGUCGUCUCUGAAUCCGAUGUCGGACAUUGAUCCCCUGUCGCUUGGCGGUGACCAGAAUGAUCUAUCUUCGGAAAUCGCUAUGUCCUGUACGAGGAUAAUGGAACCUGAACAACCCGAAGCGUUCACGGAGGACUCGGCGGAAAGCCUUGCCUUGGUUACGGGAACUAGGGAUGAAGUGAGAUCGGAUGGAAGCGAUUCGGGACUGGGUGGAGAAAUUGUUGGAGAUCCGGGACCAACACCUGCGCCCGAAAGCGACUCGGAAACCUCAUUUUUGGACAGGAUACCGGACGAGAUAUUAUCCGACAAGGACAAAGAUCAGAACCAACUCGACGGUGUGUUGCCCGAAAACAGCACCGAAGGUGCAUCAGCUUUGAUGCACGUUAGUCAAAGUCUGACGCUUUCAGAAAUACCACUACCCGCAAGAAGAACGAGCUUUCCAAAAAGCAAUUUAAAAAGACGCCCAGUCGAGGGCGCUGAAGGAGAACCAAUUCUGAAAAAACUGAGUCCAAACAGACCUCGCGAAAAGAAGAAUAUACAAUUUGACGCAGUCACUGUAUAUUAUUUCGCUAGAGCUCAGGGUUUCACCUGUGUUCCUUCCCAGGGUGGCAGCACGUUGGGUAUGGAAGCUGCGCAUAUACACGCUGAGAGAUUUACGCUCACCGAGCACGCGGCCGAACAGCGUCGUAUACAUCGGGCACGAUUAGCGGAAUUACGAUCGAAAAAAGCUGCGAAUAAUGUAGUCGACGCCACUUCGAGUUCCGAAGAUCCGAGCGACGAGGAGGAGGAAGCUAGCGAAGCUGAAGAUCUUGAAAUUGACGGCUUUUACUUCCUUCUCCCCGUACCAACCUGGCAAAGACGAUCUUUACUCCGAGCUUCCGGUGUUCCGAGAAUUGAAACGGAAGAAAAAGACGAAUGUCGUCAGAUACGCACCAGUCGAAAACAGUGCGGAUGUAGUUGCAAGGGAUACUGUGAUCCGGAAAGUUGUCCGUGCAGUAGCGACAACGUAAAAUGUCAAGUUGAUCGGGCGGGUUUUCCUUGCGGUUGUUCUCGCGAUGGUUGCGCGAACAGUUCCGGCCGUAUCGAAUUUAAUCCCGUCCGAGUACGAACGCAUUUUAUUCACACGUUGAUGCGGCUAGAACUGGAGACGAAAAAUCGAGCCGACGAAGAUUGCGCCGAUCUUCUCGAUCUCGAUACCCAACCAGGGGUACAAGGUCCCCUGAGAGAUCCAACGCGGGGUAUAACGAUCGAUGGAUAUUCGACGAAUAAUCAACAGAUGGCUAUUUGUAGUCAACCGGAAAUACCAGGGACAAGGGAGGACAGCCUCGAUCUCUACACCAUCCGAGAUGAAGACGCGGUCGAUUCUGGGGAACAAUCUUUACACCACCGUAAAUUCAUUCACCCGUCUGAAUUCAGUCAAGUUUUCCAACCGUUUCCUGGCACCGGGAAUAACGGUGAUGCGGAAGGACUUCAACACUAUCCGCAGACUUCGUAUCAUCCGGAUUAUCAUCAAGCUUAUCAAACUUUACCGUCGACAUCGAGGGGCCAAUUUCAUCCGCAAUUUAGUCAGUACGGUUACGGGCCAGAAUCAUCGUCGUCAUCAACGCAGCAUCACCAUCAGCAGUCUCAGAACUAUGGUGACACUUAUCAACAGAACGAUUUAACGGCAUCGUCACAGUAUACAAAUCUAAAUUCAGUCCAGCAAAAUAACCACCAUCAUCACCACCACCAUAAUGUUAUGCAACAGCAACAAGUCGGAACGCUCGAACCAUUUUCGGAAAUUUUAUCUGGUCGUUAUUCAUAAUUUUAUAUUUUCAAUAGAGGUUCCAAUUUUCUUCCACUUUGUUUGAUUUUUAUUUUUCUCUUCCUUUACGUUUUACACGUGAACACUUGUAUGUAAUAUUGUACGUUUUCAGAGUUCAAACAGUUCGUCUGUUAUUUUUAUCCAUUUGACAUAUGUUGAAUUAUGAAUUUACAUUUUUUCUCGGUCUAUUUCCAUUGAUUUCACCGAACCAUUUGUCUUUUGGUCGAUCGAUUUUUUAUCCCUCUCAAAUCAACAUGGACUUUUUUAAAUGAAAUGCUAGCGACGAUUAUUGGAGAAACAAGAAAAAUUUAUUAGAAUAAUACUAAUAAUGAUAGUAAUAACAGUAAUAACAAUUUUAAUAAUAAAUAUAAUGGGACUAUGCGAUCGCUAAGUUUAAUAAAUAUAGAACAUAUAUAUAUAUAUGAAAUGAAAAAAAUAUAUAUAUAUAAAUAAAAAUAUUGAUAAUUAUUAUUAUUAUUAUUACAAUGUAAUAUUGAAUUUAUACAUAACAUAUUAUAUAUUAUAUUAAGUAUAUAAUAAAUAUAUGCUUGAAUAUAAAAUGGACGCGUCACCCACCGUGCAGUGUCAAAUGCAAGUUAUAAAUAUUUAUAAUAUUAGAAAGAAAACAAAAAGAAAUUCUAUUAUACGUCUUUAGACGGAGUCUUGACGAAAUUGUUAUCUCAGAGAUGAAAAAAAAAAAAAACAAAGUAAUAUUGAAUAAAAAUGAAUUAAACUUGAAAAUAAAAUGAUACAAAUUGAGUGAAGUUUAAUGAUGAUUAUUUGAAUUUUAUUAUCGAUCGAUUGAUUUAUAAUAUGCGACGAAGGUGGUGCUAUAUAAAUAUUAAUAAUAAUGAUAGUAAUAAUAAUUAUAAUUGUAACGUUACAAUAUAUACUGAUCGGUCGGUGACACGAUUCCACCCACCCUCCCCUUAACAUUAUCUAUGUAUAUAAAUUAAAUCAAUAUAUAGAUAUAGAUAUAUAUAUAGACACAUACGCAUAAUUUAGAUAUCGAUUAUCCAUGAUAUAAUUUAACAUUACUAUAUACAUUAUCCCUGAAAUAUUUGAUAAAAAGUGAAAAACGAAGAAACAAGCAAAAAAAAACAAAAAACCAACAAACACACCGUAUAAAUAUACAGUUAAAAUAGCGUUUUAUUAAAUGUUGUGAAAAAGUC
Molecule: messenger RNA, 6304 nt
Organism: Athalia rosae (coleseed sawfly)
Lineage: Eukaryota; Metazoa; Arthropoda; Insecta; Hymenoptera; Athaliidae
Gene: Axud1
Exons: 6
Coding region: 2193-5132 (979 amino acids)
Biological process (GO): regulation of transcription by RNA polymerase II
Cellular component (GO): nucleus
Molecular function (GO): sequence-specific DNA binding; DNA-binding transcription factor activity, RNA polymerase II-specific
Source: RefSeq, a predicted model, not a curated record